Molecule: messenger RNA, 2184 nt
Organism: Mugil cephalus (flathead mullet)
Lineage: Eukaryota; Metazoa; Chordata; Actinopteri; Mugiliformes; Mugilidae
Product: twist-related protein 2-like
Exons: 2
Coding region: 279-848 (189 amino acids)
Biological process (GO): developmental process; regulation of transcription by RNA polymerase II
Molecular function (GO): protein dimerization activity; DNA-binding transcription factor activity, RNA polymerase II-specific; RNA polymerase II transcription regulatory region sequence-specific DNA binding
Source: RefSeq, a predicted model, not a curated record
GUGGACCUGCCUGUCAGAUGGUUUGUUGUUGUUCUGUCUGGAAGUUUUAGAGGGGAAUGGGAAAGCGAGAAAUUUAACAAGCUAACCAGGAAACGGGAUACUCAGGCGUCCAGUCCGAUGGAGCUUCAGCAGCCGUAACUUUGCCCGACGGAAGAGACAGCUUUUGUUGCACAAGCUUGUCGAGCUCAGGUUUGUUGAGCCUGCCAGCGAAGUGAAGAAGAGCCUCGCAGCAUCCUGUCUUCGCAGUGGAGGUUGGAAGGUCAUCUGUGGAGAGUACAAUGAGAGAAGAGGUGUGCACCAACUCCCCUGAAGGAGGACUGGGGGCCAGUGAAGAGGAGCUGGAGAGGGGGUCGAAAAAGAGCCUCCAAACAGGGAAUCGAAAACGCUCCCCUUAUCCUAAGAAGGACAGCCUCAGUCAGGCGGAGGAGAGCAGCACCGGCAGCCCCAACAGCCUGCUGCCGUCCGGGCCGAAGAGGGUGAAGAAAAGCCCCACGACGAUCGUGACGCUGGCCCCCACGUCUUUGGGGCCCAGGUCGGAGCCGCCGUUCGAGGAGCUGCACUCUCAGCGGGUUAUCGCCAACGUGCGGGAGCGUCAACGCACUCAGUCCCUGAACGACGCCUUCGCCUCCCUGCGCAAGAUCAUCCCCACGCUACCUUCAGACAAGCUGAGCAAGAUCCAGAUCCUGAAGCUGGCCUCGCGCUACAUCGACUUCCUCUACCAGGUGCUGCAGAGCGACGAGAUGGACGCCAAGCUGGCCAGCUGCAACUACCUGGCCCACGAAAGACUGAGCUACGCCUUCUCCGUCUGGAGGAUGGAGGGGGCCUGGGCCAUGUCCACCAGCCACUAGGACCCCGCUGAACCUCUCAAACACCCUCUUGUGUCCACACGUCCAACCUCUCUCUCCCCCCCUUCUCCUCCCCCUCCAACCUCUGUCUGUGUUUGCACCCACUUCCUGACCUCUGAACCUUUAAAUUCUUCCCCUACGGUCUGAUCUUAACCUUUUCAUCUAAACCCUUCGCAUACAUUUCUCAUCCCACACGACCUCCGUGUCCCGAAACGGUUCAGUCACGCUGAACGUCCCCGAUACCCCUCCACACUCCUCCUCCCUCCCUCCCCCCUCCUCGUUUACCCUCCACUCUUUCCACUUCGCUCCCUUGUCUGUCCCACAGUUUCGUCCAGUGCAACAAGUUGCUCCACUGCAGCCCCUCAGAAAAUCGACAAAUGGAAAAUUCUCUACACUCGAAGACGUCCGUUCCCGCCUCACCAAGUGUCUUUUUUCAUCUUUGUCCCCCCUUUGCCCUCCGUCCUCCCCCCGGACACGUGCUCAAGCCAUGACUCUUAAGACGUCGUCUCACAGCCUUCACAGCGGAGCAUUUCAGAGACUCUGGUGAGACGCUGAACUCAUUAAAUGAUGAAAACGAGAAGAAAACAAAACAGCUGGCCUGCGGUGACAAUGAAACAAAAUGGCUGCUGGUUCGAGUGCCUUCGGUAACACCGUAAUAACCACUGUCAACCUGACUCUCCACGUCGGGCGACUCCCUGCCAGACAGACAUUAGGAUGACUAAUGAUAAUGGCGCAGUGAUGGUUAGAGGGCGGUCACAGCCAAUGAAUGUUUACAGCUAAAAUGCUAAUAAGCUAAUCGCUCUGGAUCUCAAGGCCCCGUCUUGUGGGAAGAGGAAGAGCACGAGGAAUCUGACGCAGAUCUUUGUCGUGCUGCAGUAACUGGAUAGCCUUCUGUGUAUUUUGGGGUUUUUUAAAAGUGUUUUCUGUUUGCGAACGUGCGCUGCUUAAACCCUGCUUAUGCGUUACUCUCGGCUUUAAAGAAAAAUGUUUUAAACCACUGAUCAGCCGCCUGUUUAUUUUCACUUUUUUUUUUUUACUAUAAGUGAGGAAAUUUUAUUUUGUAUUUGUUUGUUUUUUUUUACAUAAAAGAUGCUUGUUUUCUUGCAGCUUUAAGAUACCUUAAAAAAAAAGUAUUCUCAGUGAAUAAUGCAAAAAAAUAAAACAGCAGCGAGUUCCUUGUAAAAUGCGCUAAAGUGGCGCCUGCAGCCUCUUUAGAGUAGAUUCAUUUGUAUCCUGAGUUGCUGUGUGAUUGUGUUUUUGCUGUGUUGUGUUUGCUUUUGAUAUUUUUUUUUUUCUCGUGUCAUCUCCUGUGGACAAUAAAACUUUCCUGGAUGUUGUA